CACGAAAUCGCUGCCCUAUUGCCACAUGGAGGUCCGCAUGAAUGCGGAGCUGCCGGCCUUCGACAAAACAUUAGAAGACAAGGCCUUCGCCGAGGCUUUGGAGGAGGAUGGGCUGCCUCCAUUAUAUCCCAACCAGCCGCGCUGGGCCUUCGAGGACGGCCGCGGCGGCGCCGAAGCCGAAGCCUUCGCGCAGCGGCGCAGCGACGCCGCCUUCGCGCACGUGAAGUUACUGGCAAGGCGGAAUCGCGGGAAAAAACAACCGCCCGGCGACUGGCGCGCCCUCUUAUCAACGGCGGGCCUGCGCCCAUCGGAACCGACGUCAAAAAUCUUCACGGACACGAAAACGCCGAUCUCCGUCGACGCCUUCAUGGGCGAGUUGGUAAGGACGAACCAGCUCGCGUUCGGGCCCGACGCCGGUUCAAAUGUCCCGCCGGAGGCUAGGUGCUGCGACCGCUGUGGCGCGGUCACGCCCUGCGUCUGCGCGUGUGGUGUGUCAUUCUGCUCGCGCGUGUGCUUGAAGGAGGCGUGGCCCGAGCACGCGCCGUCGUGUGCGGUUGUGUUCAAAAACGGGCCCGUCGCGUACACGACGUUAAAUGAAAGGGAGUUCGGCGACGCGCGGGGGCCCGACGACCGACCGGCGUCGGAGAGCUGUGCCCACUGCGGCGUGCGCGGCGCGACGGCGCGCUGUGGACGCUGUAGAAAGGUCGUCUACUGCGGCCGCGCGUGCCAGGCGGCGGCCUGGGGCCGGCACCGGAAGCUGUGUAAGUAA
Molecule: messenger RNA, 769 nt
Organism: Pelagomonas calceolata
Lineage: Eukaryota; Pelagophyceae; Pelagomonadales; Pelagomonadaceae
Source: the annotation of a GenBank genome assembly